Spea bombifrons (plains spadefoot toad) is the source of this 4124-nucleotide messenger RNA. RefSeq names its product ATP/GTP binding carboxypeptidase 1 (gene AGTPBP1). The record is from RefSeq and is a predicted model, not a curated record. Bases 220 to 3891 code for a protein of 1223 amino acids. The transcript is spliced from 26 exons. Gene Ontology annotation, biological process: C-terminal protein deglutamylation; protein side chain deglutamylation; proteolysis. Gene Ontology annotation, molecular function: metallocarboxypeptidase activity; zinc ion binding. Lineage: Eukaryota; Metazoa; Chordata; Amphibia; Anura; Pelobatidae.
GUCUGCCCAUGUAGGCCGUGGGCUUGCCCACCUCUGUGUUGGCUGGGCCCGCCCCCUGGAUAUGUCAGCUUGCCUCCGUGAACGGCUCUGAGGCACUCCUCCUCCGUCUCCAUCUACAGCUGGUGUGUUGACUGGUAGCGGGCAGACUGAGUGUGGCUGCGGAGGAGAGGCAGGCUUUCCAGGAAAUGAAAUGGUGAAAUAAACUGUUACUUCAUCAAGAUGAAUAAAGCAAAAGUGUCAACAGAAAAGUGCAUUGCAAACAAUUCCAGGGUUGUAAGCCUCCUAUCACAGCUGGAAAAGAUCAAUGCUGACUCCUCAGCCCUGGAUACCGAUAACACUAGAUAUGUCACCGCAAAGAUUCUACACUUGGCUCAGACGCAAGAAAAGGCCAGAAAAGAGAUAACUGCCAAAGGGUCAAGUGGCUUAGAUGUGAUACUGUUUACACUGGAAAAUACAAAGGAUCUUCAAACAACACUGAAUAUUUUAAAUAUUCUCAAUGAACUGAUGUCAGCAGGUGGUGGAAGGAGAGUAAGCGUUCUGAUAUCCAAAGGAGGCACACAGAUUUUGCUACAGUUGUUACUGUGUGUCAGCAAGGAAUCACCACCAAAUGAGGAGAUAAUGGUUAUCCUCCAUAGCUUGCUUGCCAAGAUAGGACUAAAAGAUAAGAAGUUUGGUGUUAAAGCCCGAAUUAAUGGAGCCUUAACCAUAUCUCUAAAUCUGGCGAAACAGAAUUUGCAAAACCCAAAGCUCCUGCUCCCAUGCCUUCAAGUAUUACGUGUGUACUGUAUUAACUCUGUAAAUGCUGUAUACCUGGGAAAAAAUGGAGCCGUGGAACUUCUGUUCAAGAUAACAGGUCCGUUCAGUAAAAAAAACACAAGCCUUAUGAAGGUCGCUUUAGAUACGUUGGCUGCCUUGUUAAAAUCAAAGACAAAUGCCAGGAAAGCAGUAGAUCGAGGAUACGUUCAGGGACUCCUAACAAUCUAUUUGGACUGGCAUCGCCAUGACACCCGGCACAGACACAUGGUAAUCCGUAAAGCAAUUCUGCAAUGCCUUAAGAGUGUUACCAACAUCAAGCUUGGAAGGAAAGCUUUUAUUGAUGCCAAUGGUAUGAAAAUUCUGUACAACACAUCUCAGGAAUGCCAAGCUGUAAGGACGUUAGACCCACUUGUCAACACCUCUAGUCUGAUUAUGAGAAAAUGCUUUCCCAAGAACCGUCUUCCACUACCAACUAUCAAAAGUGCUUUUCAAUUUCAACUCCCUGUGAUCCCUACAAGUGGGCCUGUGGCACAGAUCUACAGCAUGCCCCCUGAAGUGGAUGAUGUUGUAGAUGAGAGUGAUGACAAUGAAGACACCGACACAGAGACAGAAGUGGAAGCUGAAACUGAAGAUGACCGUGGUCAAGGCUUUAAGAAUGACGAUAUAGAAACUGAUAUUAGUAAGCUCAAACCCAAACAAGAUUUAGGGAGAUCAUUGGAAGACCUGAAAAUGUAUGAACGCUUCUUCCCAGAACUGUUUGAAGAUUUUCAGGAAUUUGACUUGGUGUCGAACGAACCAAAGCCGGGAGGACACGCUGGUGGCCCUAUAAUAGUCCCAACAGCUGGAGAGGAACAGCCGGAAAGGCCAAUAAAGCUCAUGGCACGGAAAAGCAGAAAUAAUUCUUUAUCAGAUGAAUGUUACAAAAGGCCAACAUUUUUGGAUAUGCCAAAGAAAGACUUAAAUAGUGAUAACAGUGGCUGUUUGCAAAGCAUUCAAGCUGGUUCAGGCAGAUCCUCAAGCUACUACUUGAACAAUGAUGUUGUUAGAGAACUUGAUAGAUUGUCGCUUCAGAAGUCCUCCACAAACAGUACAUGCAAAAAUGGAUGUAUAUCAAACAAGGACAGAUCUGGUAUUCUAUCUCAUUCGUGCAAUAAAUCUUCACAGAAUUCUUCUUGUGGUAACAACUUGUUUGAGAAAAAUUCUGGGCAUCUGGGUCCUUUGUGCUGCUCAGGAGUUGUACAUGAGGAUGAUGAAGAUUUCAGUCCAGUGCUUGGUCAAGUCUUGCCAGACACUGAUAAUUUUCCACCUCUCCAUGAUCCUGACCUUUAUAUUGAGAUAGUAAAAAAUACCAAAUCUGUCCCAGAGUACUCUGAUGUGGCUUAUCCAGAUUACUUUGGACAUGUGCCACCAUUUUUUAAAGAGCCUAUACUUGAAAGACCAUAUGGUGUUCAGAGAACAAAAAUUUCUCAAGAUAUUGAAAGGAUGAUUCAUCCCAAUGAUGUAAUAGACAGGAUAAUAUAUGACGUUGAUAAUCCAAGCUGUCCUGUACCAGAUGAAAGUGACCUUUUGAAGUUCAACUCCAAAUUUGAAUCUGGAAACCUGAGGAAGGUCAUUCAGAUUAGAAAAAAUGAAUAUGAUCUUAUCCUGAACUCGGAUAUUAACAGCAAUCACUAUCACCAGUGGUUUUACUUUGAAGUCAGUGGCAUGAGGACAGGUGUGGCUUACCGAUUCAACAUCAUCAAUUGCGAGAAGUCCAACAGCCAGUUUAAUUAUGGUAUGCAGCCACUAAUGUACUCGGUGCAGGAGGCACUAGCAUCAAGGCCUAGGUGGAUGCGUGUUGGAUCAGACAUAUGUUAUUACAAAAAUCACUUCUCAAGAAGUUCAGUGGCUACCGGAGGCCAGAAGGGCAAAUCCUAUUACACUUUGACUUUCACUGUAACUUUUCCACACAAAGAUGACGUCUGCUAUUUUGCUUACCAUUAUCCAUAUACCUACUCUACUUUAAAGAUGCACCUUCAAAAACUCGAGUCUCUACACAACCCACAGCAGAUAUAUUUUCGCCAUGAUGCAUUAUGCGAAACCUUAGGUGGAAACGGAUGUCCAGUUGUCACCAUAACAGCGAUGCCAGAGUCCAAUUACUAUGAGCAUGUCUAUCAAUUCCGAAAUCGUCCGUAUAUUUUUCUCACAUCCCGAGUUCACCCUGGGGAGACUAACGCAAGCUGGGUCAUGAAAGGGACGUUGGAGUUAUUAAUGGGUAGCAGCGCCGCUGCUCAAUGCUUACGGGAAUCCUAUAUUUUUAAAAUUGUUCCAAUGCUGAACCCUGAUGGUGUGAUCAAUGGAAACCAUCGUUGUUCCCUAAGUGGCGAAGAUCUAAACAGACAGUGGCAACACCCUAAUGUAGACCUUCAUCCUACAAUCUAUCACACCAAGGGUCUUUUGCAGUAUUUGGCUGCCAUCAAACGUACACCCCUAGUGUACUGUGAUUACCAUGGCCAUUCCCGUAAGAAAAAUGUGUUCAUGUAUGGAUGCAGCAUUAAGGAAACAGUGUGGCACACAAAUGGCAGUGCUGCUUCAUGUGACAUGGCUGAGGAAAACGGCUACAGAACGCUUCCUAAAGUUCUUAGCCAGAUUGCUCCAGCAUUUUCCAUGAGUAGCUGUAGCUUUGUUGUGGAAAAAUCCAAGGAAUCCACUGCCCGUGUUGUGGUCUGGAGAGAACUUGGAGUCCAGAGAAGUUACACAAUGGAAAGCACGCUGUGUGGUUGUGAUCAGGGAAAGUACAAGGGAUUACAGAUUGGGACAAAGGAGCUCGAAGAGAUGGGUGCAAAGUUCUGUGUAGGUCUGCUUCGUUUGAAGAGGCUGAACUCCCCGGUGGAAAUCAGUUUGCCUCCCAGUCUCCUUGAUAUAGAGAAUGAUCUGAUUGAGUCCAGCUGCAAAGUUGCAAGUCCUACAACCUACGUCUUGGAAGAUGAUGAACCUCGUUUCCUUGAGGAAGUCGAUUAUAGUGCAGAGAGCAAUGAUGAUGUUGAUACCGAUCUGCCAGAUAACUCUGGUGACUUUGAACCAUCUGUGGUGGAAGAAGAAGGAUUUUCUGACUCUGAGGUCACACAGACUCACCUGCGUAAACAGUGCACUUAACCCCAAGCUGCACAUUGUAUUGUGGAAAACAAACAGCUUAAUCAAGCUACUGGCAGCCAUUAGCUUUCUAUUCAUUUCAUUUAUGUAUAUUUUUUUUCAUUGGUGCUUUACAUUUGUAUAUUUUAAGUAUUGUGUGAAUCUGAUUUUGUUUGUGUUGCAUGGAUUUUUCUCAGAUAUUUUAAUGUUAUCCUUAAGGCUGAAAUCUAAAUAAAAAAGCCAAAUGCUGAAAUAUA